Molecule: messenger RNA, 6655 nt
Organism: Columba livia (rock pigeon)
Lineage: Eukaryota; Metazoa; Chordata; Aves; Columbiformes; Columbidae
Gene: SYT8
Product: synaptotagmin 8
Exons: 5
Coding region: 3741-5243 (500 amino acids)
Biological process (GO): calcium ion-regulated exocytosis of neurotransmitter; cellular response to calcium ion; dephosphorylation
Cellular component (GO): plasma membrane; cytosol; axon
Molecular function (GO): clathrin binding; MAP kinase tyrosine phosphatase activity; calcium ion binding
Source: RefSeq, a predicted model, not a curated record
AGUUGGGGGGCUUCUCUGGAGGAGAGGGUGGGGGGCGUUUGCAGACGGAUGGCGGGCUUCUGCUCAGCAGCAUCUGGACAAGUUGGUUCAGCUCAGUGUCAGCAGAUAGGGGGCUGAAGGCUCUUUGUGGCCAAUAAAUGAGCUGACUGCUGGUGCAGCUCAUGCUCUGUGUGAUGCCUGGAGCAAGGUAGCUCUGCACCCUGGAGCAAGGCUGCAUGUGGAGCAGAGAAUACUGGGGGCUGGCUUGUCCCAGCUGCUUAUGGGCCGGGGAGACAAAUACACAGAUCUUCAAGCUCAUGCAAAACCACUGAGAUGAGGCAUCGCUGUUGUCUCCAUCCACUCCAUGUGGUUCUGCUGUUCUGCUGUGCUGGUGCAGCAAGGUUUGCACUCCCGGCACCUGGGAGUGCUGCCGGGGCAGAGUGGCUGAGGCUCUCACUUUUCUGCCAUGACUAGAUCACACUACCAUGUUGGAGGCUGAGUUGCAGCCCUCAUGUCACUUCUGGGCAGGUUUCAUGUAAUCUGGGAGGUUUUUGUGGGCCCAUGUCCUGCCCUCGUUUGUGGGACCUUGGGGUGAGGCUACAUAAGUAAUGAUCCUUCCUAGAAAGAUGAGGAUAUCAGAGAGGUGCCACUGUUCCUACUUGUCCAUGAGUUCGCUGCAGUUUGGGGUGGCUCUGGAGAAGCUCCUCUGAGCCACCUGCAGAGCAAAGGUCACUGUAUUUGCCUGGAGAAAGGAAUCGCUCUUGCUCUGAAAUGCUUCUGCUACAAAGCAGUCAUAGCACAUGGAAGAUUUGGGCUCCUAUAAUUGUGUUUCAUCUCAAAAGAUGAAAGGAAAGUAUAAUAAUAAUAGCUGUUGCCUGGGCUCUGGAGGGCAGAGAGCCUGGCACAUUAAUGAAGAGCAAUUAAUAUUGAAAAGCAGUUAAUCUGCAAUUACGCAGAGCUCCACAGAGACACCAUCUGAGAGUUAAACAAACAUGGUGAAGCUGACUAAGAUUAUGAAAACUCUUGAUAGAGAUUAAUGACUUGGGCUCAACUAGGAAAAGCUGCUGUGUCUGCUUCUCAACAAAUCUUCUCCAGGGUUUGCCAUGGCCAUGAGGAGGGAAGAAAUGACAAGGUGGUUUCAAGAUGGCUCUAACAAGUGGAGUGUGGCUUCUGCCAGGGAAACAGCAUCUGCUGGCAGCUGCUAAUGAGAUGGAGAAGGAAAUCAGUCACCUGAGGAAGGACUUAUAAAGGGAUUCUUUAUAGUCUCAACCUUCAGCCUCAGCCUUAAGUCAGACUGGAAUGGGCUAUCCAGAAGGAAACAUCUCUGAAUUGGGUUAGGAGUGCCAAAUCCAUUGCCAGGUUGUUUUUUGGUGAUGCCGUGUGGUGAUCUAGGGUCAUGCAAGACCCAGAAGAGUUUUGGAGGGAUUUGGAAUGGGUAUUUAGUUUGUUUUUUUGUUUUGUUUUGUGUUUGUUUUGUUUUUCUGUUUUGUUUUGGGUUGGGUUUUGUUUGUUUGUUUGUUUGUUGGCUUUGUUUGGUUUUUGUGUGUGUUUUUUGUUUGUUUGUUUUUGUUUUUCUUUUUUUUCUUUGUAUGUGUGUUUUGUCCAGCUCCCUUUUUUGAAGUCGUGGUCUUGAGGUUCACUGCAGAGUUUGUGGUGGCAGGCAUAAAAGCACGUGCAUCUUAGCCCCAAAAGGUACACAGCUGAAGAAAGUACAGGGAUAUCUCCUGCUUGAGAAAUGUUACCCUCAGUACCAGUUCCACCACUCCUCUCUCCAGCUUUGGCCUCUAAAGCCUGAAUCACCAGCACAGUCCUGGGUGAGCAGAGCUGGUGGGGGAAGCCUGUGGUGCUUUUUGGGGUGAAGCUGGGGACCCUGGCAGUGAGCAUCUGGCUGGGGCAGCUCUGGGCACUCUGGGCUGAGCCUUAGUGCUGUAAAACUCAGCAAACUGAUUUGUUUGCUCAGGAGGGUGAGGCGAAUGGGUGGGGAUGAUCUCCAUCCAGUUGCAGUUUUUAAUGCACUGCCGAGGCUGCUUUCUUCCUCCAUCAUUGCUUUUGCUUCUCAAUCUGCCUUGUACUCUUAAAACAAGGCUUUGAGAGCUUUCCUCUUGCAGGAUCCUCUUAGUAUCCUGCUGGCAACUCUUUGAAGCAGGGCUGGUAGAGCUGGACAUUGUUUGGAGUCUUAUUUCACUCAAGGUGAUCACAGCCUGCUUGGGACACUGUUCUUGGGAAGGCACACUUGUCUCGUGCACAAAGUAUCUCCUUUUCAUGUCCCCAUGGCCUGGGCAAGGCUAGCUGUCCCUCAUCCACCAAGGCCAGAUGUAUGAGCAUCUUCUGUCUGACCAAUGCUCCUUGUGUACUUGGAGGACCUGGAGCAGGAGGAUUCCCCUGUGGAAGAUGUAACAAGUAGGAAAGUUAAAGAAGGGGGAAACCAGCUCCUCCUCCGCUUGUGACUGCUGGAUUCUCAUGUCGGCAUCUAGAGGGCAGGGCAGGUAUGUGCUCUGACCUGGGUCUCUGUCGUCUGGUCUAUCAUCCCAGUUACAGCCUCACCAGCCAAGAUUUCUUCUUGCGGAGAUGAACUGUGUGUACAAGAGGGAGUGGAAGCUGUGAUGCUGUGGUGCAAGGCUGUUCCUGCUGUGCCGUGAUGCUGGGGGUGUCUAGGCGGCUUUUUCCAGGAGGCAGGAGCCAGCCUUUAUCUGAUCCUAUACCACAGGGGCAAAGGGGGUUUGCUGGUGGGUUAAGAGGGACAAAAGCAGGUAUCCAAAACCAGUCUGCACGGUGCAAGUUGCCCCAGUGGUGAGUGGGGAGUUUGUUCUUCUGCUUCACUCAAGGGACAGUCCCUCUGAAUUUAAUUAGCAGCUUUGCAGGUCAGUGGCAUGGUGAAAAGCAGGGCUUGGGCCAGGCAGAGGUCUGUUAACAGAGGCAAGAAGUACUGAAAAUUAAGAUGUUUGAUAUUAAGAUUUAUAAUCUCAAUCAUUUACAUCCAGAUCGAAGUCUUCUGACCUCCAGAAGUCCCUCCCAAACCAAAUUAUUCCCUUGUUCAGUUAUUUUUAUGUUAUUUGUCCCUGCACUUCAACAAAUCAAGCAGGAGAGCCACACUAGAAGGCUGAGCCUUAUAUGUGCUUGUCACCAUUCAUCUGGCAUGAGACAAAAAUGAUUAUGGACUGUCAUCGUUUAGCCUGGGUAUGGGCUGGCUGUUCUCCAGACACAGAUUUUUUGGCUCGUCUCACAGUUUUUGAGAUUUGGAGAGUAUCUAAGCUCUUCUCACCAGCAGCAAGCAUGCCCGUUUUAUAAAUAUUCAUUAGCUAGCAUCAUUAUGUCUUGCAAUUUUAUGGGGCAAAAGGUGUACUUUGCCAUGCAUGGUUUUCUUUUUUUAAAAGCUCCAACUCCUGCAUUUUGGGUUCUGAUAGAGCUUUUUCUUUUAAACCACAUUUUUAUCCUUUGCUGUUGCAGGGGCAGGGAAGGGUGGUAGGGAGCAGGAAUAUAUGAGGCUGCCUCCCACCUCAAAACCCAAAGGCAAAGCCAGGACAGUUGGCUUUUGUCUGAGGCUCUUGCAAAGGAAAGGGGGUCCCGACAGCAGCUGGGCCAUGCGGCCAGCCCAGGGGGAGGCUGGCAGUGCAUGGUGGCAGAGGAAGGCCCCAUGCAAGUGUCACCCGUCGCCGCUGAAGUUUGUAAGGUGGUGGGAGGAAAGCUGAUGUCUCUCGGCCGGAGCAGAGGAGGGGAGGCAGGACGGGCUGCAGCCAGCCUUCCCUCACUGGAUCCCCGCUAUGUUCCGCUUGCUCUCGGGGGGCCCAGGGCCACGCUUCCCACUGAAACUACAUCUCCCAGGCUGCCCGGCACGCUGCCCCGCUGCCGGCUCCCCAGGGGUCUGCUGGGGGGAUACGGGGGGGGUGAGACAAGGGGAAGCAACCGCCUCCUCGGCUUCUGCCACCCACAGCAUCCUGCCCUUGCCUACGGUAAAGCACUGCAGUGGGGGGGAAACUUUGGUGAAUUGUCCUGUGCGAUGCGGGGCUGGAGGGGCGGCAGCCAUCGUCCAAGUGGCCUCUGGGAAACUCCGUCUCGGCAGGAUGGAGCCAGGGGAAAAGCAGAACAAGGACUUCAUAGCUUUCACGCUGCUGGGCAAGAAAUGCCCCCCAAAGAAGCAUGGCAUUACAGGCCUGAUUGUGAAACACCUCCAGAAGACCUUCCAGAGGCCCAUCUCCUUGCAGCUGUCUUCUCCCAUGACUGUCUCUCAGUGUUGUGCAGGAUCUUGUCCAAACUUGGUUAUGAGUAAACAUGAAGUGCGUGAAGAGAAGGGUGGGGAUGUGGUGUUUGAAGCCCUGCAACCUGGCACACACCGGUCACUCUGCUUAGUGCCAUCAGCAGGAGGGGACAACUGCUCCAGCAUGCCGGCACCCCAGGACUGGCAGGGUGCUCUGCAGGUCCAGAUGGAAGUUGCUGAGAGCAGAGGGGCAGCCCACAGCACUGGGUCUCUGGUUCAGACAUCCAUUUCUUGUGCCCAUAGAUCUCCACCCCUGCCUUGUCCAGUGGGCUCCCCUUCCAAGACAAAGCUCAUCAGCCACUUCUCCCUCUUCUCACCACUGUCGUGGGGCUCUGAGACAGAUUCUAGCCCCAUGCCCCCUGCCAGCUCCAAGAAAUACCUCUGGAAGAAGAGGAGCUGGAAGAAGAACUCACAUCCUGAGGAGCCCAUCAGUCUGAAACCAAAGGGGCUUGCAUGUUCCCUCUUCACAGGACCCAUCAUUGCUCGGAUAACUGACUGCAUCUACUUGGGGAACCUCAACGCUGCCUACAGUGGACGGGCGCUGUGCACAAACAGCAUUGACAGCAUCAUUGACGUGAGCAGCCUGCCCAGUGACUGCAGCCUGAGUGUCAUCCCCUGCACCUGCCAACGGGGAGGGUUCAGGCACAGCUGGUCACGUCUCAAGGUCGACAUCCAGUCUCCACUCCAUGGGGAUUAUCAUGACAUGGGGCAGCCUUGCUUCCGACACAUCAACAACUGCAUCGAAGCCUCACUGGAGAAAGGGAAGCGUGUCCUCCUCCACUGCAGAGAUGGUUACUCUCUAGGUCCUACUUGCAUCAUUCAGUACCUGAUGGUCAAGCACAGCAUGAGGUUGUUGGCAGCCUAUGAGUUGGUGAGGGCACGGUACCCGCUGAACAUCCAGCAGUGUCAUCAGGAUCUGCUGGUGGGUUUGGAGAUGUCCCUGCAGCCUGGGAGCAUCAACAUCAUGUGCCUGAAGCACUCCCUGUCAAGAAAGAUGGCAUGGAGCUAAACAGACAGGGUGGUUGUGUUGUUUGGCAGCAGCCCUGAAGAGGAAAAGCCAUCUCAUGGGUGAAUGAGGUGACUGUAGCUGUGGGGUAUGUUGGACAGUACUGGCACAAGAUUCCAAGGCGUUGGCCUUCCUUUGUAGCAGUUCCUAGAGGCUGGUGUUGGCAGAAGAGUAGGGUGAACUCUUUUAGGGAGACACUGCGGGGAGGGGGAAUGUCAUGGGCAGGAUGGAAGCCAUGAGCUUUGCUUUGGUCUGAUAUGAUUUUGAGAAAGCAUAGGGCAGUCAGACACUGGUUUGCUCAGCAGUCCUGCCUAUGCUUUUACCAUAUGCACAAUUGCUGCUGAGCAUAAGGCUUUUUUCUUUUUUUUUUUUGCUAACAAUCUCAUGCAUAGAAAUGAGAUAUAGUCUCAUCUUGGUGUCAUGUCACUCCAUGGUGCCUGUUCAUUUAACAUUUGUAGGAUGUUGAAGAGGAGGCAAUGUGUAAGAGUGUAAGAGAUGGCCAUGAGGGACAGCUUGUGUGUAUCCAUCAGCCUAGUCCUUCCAACAUGUGGUGGUUCCCUAGAUGAGCCUGGACCAGAAGUGCCACAUCUGAGACUGUCUAAAGCAUAAGGCAGAACCUCCUGUAUGUACCAGGUCUUCCCUCUGGCCUCACAGGAUGGUCAAAGUGCUCUGGGAAUGGUGGACCGUACCCAUGGUGCAUUCCUUUAGCAUGAGCAGAGGGGAACAAGAGAAGGGAACAAGGUCAUGUGCACCACAGGAAAGGUACCCAAGUGUGAACAAUGUGUAUAUUCCCGGCCCCUGUGCAAUACCCUCACUCAUAUUUCAGUGAUGAGCACCUCUCUGAGGGACUUGCCUGGAGCUUUUUUAUGUCUUCCUUGAGUUUUUCUGCAAGGAACUUGUUCAUUUGUCACUCAAUUACACUACUUCCUUUGGAAACCUCUGUCUUUCAUAACGUUAACCAUAGGUCUUAAGUGUGGGAUGGUUUCUGCUCACCCUAGUACUACACCUUGCCAUCCACUCCUUCUGUAUCCUACAAACACAACUGUUAACCAAAAUUUUGCUAAUGGGACUUCUUUUUAUGAAGUCUCUUAUUGAACUAUUUCAGGCAAACAUUUCCUUAUCACAAAGUGAUAACCAAAACCCUGAACUCAGAGCAAAUCUCUUUUGCUAUGCUGCAUGCCUGGACUCCAGGAGGUUAGGAAAGCCUUUGUUUCACAGGGCUGAAGGAAACUCCUUGGUGUGGGGAAUAUUUGAAUGGAUAACUCUGCCAGUUUUGAUUCCACCACCAUGAGCAGAGCUGCUCUCUGGAGGGCUGGUGGGCCAACAGUGGCUGGAAUGUGUGUAUCUGUGUAGGGAGCUAAAGAAAAUGGCUGUAGAGACUUUGGAAAGAGAAAUAAAGCGUUGGUUUGACUCUA